GGAUUUGUUUACAUGGUCGUUUGGUCGAAGGCAGUUUCAUGAGUUUGAUUUCAUUUGACUUUCUCUAAAGAUGGCAAGAACAUAAAGAUUACCAUGACGACUGUUAGAGAGGCGGGAUUGUCCCGCCCAGAGGCAGGGCUUGAUCCUAGAUUGACAACCAAUGGAGCCCCUAAAGAGGAAGAGGAGUGUCAUGUGUCCCAGAAGCUUGCUGUUUUACAGGAGGAAAGUCUGAAGCCAAUCAAAGAGGACCUGGCUGAGUGGAUUGCAAGGACUCUUGGUAUUGAUAUAUCAACAGACAAUUUUAUGGAUGUUCUUGAUAAUGGAGUACAUUUGUGUAAUCUGGCCAAACUAAUCCAGGGGAAAGCAGAAGAGUGUGUCCGAGACGGAAGCUACACAGAGCCCCUACCCAAAGUUUCAUUGAAGUACCGUAAAAAUGCCACUCCUGGAAGCUGGUUUGCAAGAGACAAUACGGCUAACUUCCUUAACUGGUGUAAAGCGUACGGAAUGGCCGAUGAUCAGAUGUUUGAAACAGAGUACCUAGUGUCACACACUGGAGAGAAGUCUGUUUUGAUGACCAUUCUUGAGCUGGCCAGAAUCGGCUAUAAGUUUGGUCUGGAUCCUCCGAAUCUGAUCCGGAUGGAGAAGGAAAUCGAGAAAGAAGAGGAGGUUCCAGAGGUGAAACCAGAGAAACCUACAGGUCUCGAUGCUGAGGUCAGAAGAAUUGCCUUUCUUUGUAAAUGUCAUGAUCAUGUGAAGAAGCUAGGGGAAGGAAAAUACCUCAUCUUUGGAAAAGUGGUCCAGAUACGGUUCUUAAAGAAUCGUCACCUUAUGGUACGAGUAGGAGGAGGUUGGGAUACACUGGAACAUUAUUUGAUCCACCACCGACCCGUACAGGUGUUUGAACAUAAGAGACUGAUCGUAGGAGAACCCCCAGAUAUCGGAAACAAAUACCUGUACUUCAAAUCAAAGUAUAAAUCCCACGCUCAGGUCGCUAGUGAACAGAAUGGGCAUGCCCACUGAGGAGUGACAAAGGGGUAAAAUGUAUCCACAGAAAUCAAGUGGGCAUGUAUAUAUUAUUUAUGGAAACACCUUUUACAAGAUUGAGUCGCUCUUGGAUAUUAUGAAAGUUGUGCUCACGCUGUGUUUGUUCACAUUACGAUGAUUUAAUAUGUUUACUGGAUUCAAGGUUAAUUGUUACGUUUUGUACUUGGAAUUGUUGAUAUUGCAAAAGGUUGUGAAGACUUUUACUGGAAGGAAUUUUAAGUAUCAUUUUACUGUACUGUUAAUCUUGCACAUGGUGUAUCUUUUAUUUAUAUUUUUGUUUACAUUAUCAGAACAGUAUUUUUUUCUGUGUAUUUAUUUUGUCACACAUUGUCAGCAAAUCUUUUGUUUUGUUAUUACAUAAAACAAUGUUUUUGUUGAUCUGUAAAUGAACAUAUUGGUUUUGUGUUCUUCAAAGUAUGGGUGCAUUUAAUUAUAAAUUCAGUGUUUUUUUUACACCAAAGGUGCUCAUAUGAUAUUCCUGAUAUUUAAGUGAAGAACAUACAUUGAUAUGAAAUGUUGCUUAAGGGUUUGACUUAAAUCUGAAGAGUAAUUACAUGUACAUAUACCGUACUGUGUAUAGCAUGAACUGUUCGUUUGAUUGUUCAAAAUUUAUUGUUUUCAACUAAUGUUCAAUUAACUAUCAUCAUCCAACUAUUAAACCAUCUCAUUUAUUCAACUAAUUUUUACCCAAGUUAUAUUGAAUACUGCUGAUUCAUUUCCACUUCAAGUUUUAGAACAGAACUACAAAUGAGCUAGGGUCCAUUUUGGUUCUUCUUUUUUCCGUGACAAUUUGUCUUCCUUGCUAUUCUCUACCUAAGAAUGAUUUCUUCAUUUUCAUGCAUAAAGAUCAAAUUUUUCAUGUUAUUCAGGGUAGAAAGACUUGUACAUAAAAGCUAAAUCUUUAAUUUGGUUUAAUGUAAACCAAAAACUUUGAGCUUGAUUAUUAAAUGAAAGAUCUGACUAGUAAGCAUCCUCUUUUCAUAUUUAUUUUGUAUAUUUUGGUGUUUAUUGGAAUGAAUAGGGUUUAAACAGAAAUAUGUAUGACAUAAUAUUACUUUAUAAUGUGUGGACUUCAAAUAUUGCAUAUAAUUUACAUGUAGAAAAUUUUAUUUAGAUUUGUAUUGUUUUCAGUAGAUGAUGUCACAAUUGACAACUUCAAAUAUGUAAAACCACUGUGUGCAGGUUUUCACUUAGUGAUUUUUUUUUUCAUUUCUCCAACAUUAUAUUAUACUGAAGUAUAAGCUUUGUACAGUAACACCCAUAAGUCAACAGAAAGUAUUUUUUUUAAAAAUAUACACAACUGAAUUCAAUCCAGAAUCGACUUAUUUAAAGGGAAAUAACCACAAUCAAGCUAACUAUACAUUGUCUCUCGUCCCUUGUCUUUUUAAUCAAAAAAUUUCUGUUCUCAGACUUAAAAAUUUGUUUUAAUUUCUAAGGUGUUGAAAACUGGCUUAUAAUAACUUUUAUUCAUAUAUACAGUAAUUUUAUGCUGUCAUGAAGCGUUGUUUUUUUCUUCUUUUGUUGUAUAUAUAUACAAUGUAUUUGUUAUUUGCCACAUUCCAUAUACCUACAUAUACACUAAGUUAAAUUUUACUCAUGAGAUAUAUUUUAUUUGCUAUGCAGACCGUCCAUUUAUUUUAAUCCGCUGUUUUGUUGUGUGUUUGGUUAAAUACCUUUAAUUAUAUAUAUUUGUUUAUCUUGGGAGAUUUUAUUUUCAGAAUUCCAUCAAAAGUUCAUUAAAA
Messenger RNA from Saccostrea echinata, 2786 nucleotides. Its product is annotated as growth arrest-specific protein 2-like. Gene Ontology annotation, molecular function: cytoskeletal adaptor activity; microtubule binding; actin filament binding. The coding region runs from base 94 to 1020 and encodes 308 amino acids. Gene Ontology annotation, biological process: actin crosslink formation. The transcript has 7 exons. Lineage: Eukaryota; Metazoa; Mollusca; Bivalvia; Ostreida; Ostreidae. Gene Ontology annotation, cellular component: actin filament. The record is from RefSeq and is a predicted model, not a curated record.